Messenger RNA from Umbelopsis ramanniana AG, 1532 nucleotides. RefSeq lists its product as uncharacterized. The annotation marks the transcript as partial. The transcript has a single exon. The record is from RefSeq and is a predicted model, not a curated record. NCBI's taxonomy places the organism in Eukaryota, Fungi, Mucoromycota, Umbelopsidomycetes, Umbelopsidales, Umbelopsidaceae.
GGCAAAGCUAGAUGCAGAGCGAGUACAUGGACACCUUCUCCAAUAACAUUUCAAUAUUCGCUUCGGACACAGAAGGUUGUUUACGCGCUAACGUUGCAGAUCUUGCUCGCUAGAAGCGCUUAAACAAGGUAGGCGUCGAUGGCUGUCGCAGUCACUAUUAUUGUACGACAUAUGAGCGGGGAUACCUUCACAGGGAGCUUUGAGAAAAGUCUAUAAAUAUAGCGUCUUUUGACGUCCAUUUUCAUAAACAGGAUAACUCUUUUCACAAUGAUGCAUAGCGGAGCCGCAACUGCAAGCAAGCCCUCUCUCAACCAGAUCCUCUAUGAGGUGACUAGCGAGAAGAUUAUGGAGCUCCAAAGGCAAAAGGAUGUUUUGGAUCGCCACUACAGCGGUGUACUGGAAAAGGCGGAUGCUAGCAAGGACCUGGUUCAAGAGAUUGAAAUUCUGUAUGAAGGAAUCAAGGAGGCCCCAGUGCAGCACAAGACAAAUGUGAACAUGGAGAGUGCCCGACUCUUCAUUGAGAACGUUGCCAAGGAUUCGUCUACUAGUGAACAGCUCUUACGCCAUUGGAUCGAUAGCUUUCGAAAGGAGAUGCAAUACUCGACCUGCAAGUGCACUUACUCUUACAUUUAUGGAAAGAGUCUACGUGAUGAGCUGUCAGAAGCUGAAUCUCCUGAUUUGGAUAGUGACUUCUAUGUAGUCUCUAAAGAAAAGAAGGAACAGAUGACGGAACGCGAAAAGACGAUCAAGGAACUUGAAGAGCGUGUUUUCGAAGCUGGACAAAUCAAUUCGGACGCCUUCAAGGCUUUUCUGGACAAGACUUUUGACACAGAGGAAGUGAAGAUUAAGAAAGUACUAGAUACUUCAAGAAAGGACACUGAGGAGUUUUGUAAGAAGUUGCUUGAAGAAGACAUGUCAGUGUGGGAACUUAAAAACUGUGUGGAAGGUCUGUUGGGGUGUGACUUGCUCAACUCCGAGAAGCAAGCUACUUUAAGGCAGUUGAAGGAAAGCGAACCGUAUCUUCAAGAUCUUGCGACACUUCUAUCCAGUCGACUCAAGGCGGUCAAGUAUUGGAACUGGCCUGAGAAAGGAGUUUAUGUGGAUGUUCGGCGAUCUAUGGCUGGACGGUAUCGAGCUUUUCUCGACGAAGACAUCAUCACAGCACUUUUCCUCCAAUACAUUGGAGUACGAUUUGCAGUUCAUAUCAAAGGUGAAUUGAGAAAAAUGUACAGUAUUGAUGAUGGCCCUAUCAGUUCCCGAAGAACUCGAAGACAAGAUUCUGGCAUUGACUCCUUACGACGAACCACCCACGAGAACAGCCUCCUUUCUGUCCUUCCGGACUCGCAAGACAGUCAAUCUAACUUUGCGUACGAGUACAACGAAGGAUCCAGCAAUACUGCUGUGAAUAUCAAGAAUUCACUCAUUCAUCUCCUUGCCACAGAAGCUCAACUUCACAAGGUGAUCAAGCCUGACCAGCCAUUUACCGUAGUCCGCACUGACAUGGAAUGGUUCGGACCGUCUAUUGAGCAUGA